AUGUACCCAGGACUCCUUCUCCUCUUCACCCUCCUGGCUGCUGGCUGCCAUGGGAAGCUGGUGGAAUCUUGCCCAACAAACUGUGUGUGCCCCAAAGAAGCACCAUCCUGUGCCCCUGGCAUCAGCCUUGUGACAGACUCCUGUGGGUGCUGUAAGGUUUGUGCCCGCCAGUACAACCAGGAUUGUGAUCUGAGACACCCAUGUGACCACAUCAAGGGGCUGCACUGUGAUUUUGGAGCUGAUCCCUCAUCUACUGCAGGCAUCUGCCGAGAGUCUGAAGGCCGACCCUGUGAAUUUUUUGGCCAGAUCUACCAAAAUGGGGAGAACUUCCAACCCAAUUGCAAGCACCAGUGCACCUGCAUGGAUGGAGUGGUCGGAUGCAUGCCCCUGUGUCCGCAGGAAAUGGCUUUGCCUAGCGUAGACUGCAUCAAUCCCAGGCUAGUGAAGGUCCCUGGCCAGUGCUGUGAAGAAUGGAUGUGUGACAGCAACCACAUCUCCGAAGACUCAGGGGUUUCAUUGUCUACCCCUCUUGUUACAGGUCUUGGCCCUCAUCCGCAACCUGAUCGUUCUAGCUGUGCUAUUCAGACCACAGAAUGGUCCCAGUGCUCAAAAUCCUGUGGCAUGGGCAUGUCUACCAGGAUAACCAAUGACAACCCACAAUGCAAACUAAUGAAGGAAACACGUCUGUGCAAAUUCGACCCUGUAAGGACCCCUUGCCUACAAAACCGAAGGAAUGGCAAGAAAUGUACCAGAAUAAAGAAGGCCAAGCAAGCUGUGUACUUCGCCUAUGCCGGCUGCACCAGUGUACGACGGUACAGGCCACAAUACUGCGGCUCUUGCUCAGAUGGACGGUGCUGCACCCCAUCAAAGACCCGAACAAUGCGUGUUCGCUUUCGCUGUGAUGAUGGAGACACCUUCCAGAAAAGUAUGAUGUGGGUGGAAAAGUGUCGCUGUCACCAAAACUGCCCCUAUCACAGUGAGCUGUCUUACCCACAUUAUCGGUUACACAACGACAUCCAUAAGUUCACGGAUUGA
Molecule: messenger RNA, 1035 nt
Organism: Staurois parvus
Lineage: Eukaryota; Metazoa; Chordata; Amphibia; Anura; Ranidae
Source: the annotation of a GenBank genome assembly